UCAUGGGGCCCCCGGGCAAUAGGGGAUCAUGGGGCCCCUGUGUCCUUGCCCAAACUCAAAAAAGCCUAUGGUAAAGGUACCAGGGGCAUCUCAUGGGGCCCCUUACUGACCCCGGGCCCUCGGGCAGUGCCCAAGUUUCCAAAUGGUCAGUCCGCCCCUGCUCAGUAACCAAAAUUUAUUGAAUACAAAAUGAUUUCAAAAGUAAUUCAAGCAUGUAAGUCCUCAAGGAACUUGAAAGUUAGGAAGCCUGCGCGAGUCCCAUCAUAGGGGUAGACACUCAGAGUACAGUUGACGCCCCAAGACAAUACAAAGAAAA
This is a messenger RNA of Staurois parvus, 316 nucleotides long. The record is from the annotation of a GenBank genome assembly. NCBI's taxonomy places the organism in Eukaryota, Metazoa, Chordata, Amphibia, Anura, Ranidae.